AUGGCCAUGAAACGAAAGGCCUCAGUGGAGGGGCUUAUAACCCCCAAGCGACACCAGAAGCAGAAUGUCCUGGACAAUUCUGACAUGAUAUAUGAGGAGACUCACUCCGAUGCCGAGUACUCGGCUCCGGGUACUCCAAGCGUAAUGAGUGAAGACAUGGACGGCUCCCCGGCGACACCAUUCUCGGCUACCUCUUCCCGACAGAGAUACCCAUCCGAGCUCAAGACCCUAUGUUGCACGUUCGAGGGUUGCGAUAAGGCAUUCAAUCGUCCUGCUAGACUCCAGGAGCAUAUCCGAUCACACAACAAUGAAAGAAUCUUUAAGUGUGAGUUUGAGGGCUGCGACAAGACAUUCUUACGCCCUACCCAUCUUCAACACCAUGUCAAGAGUGCCCAUACAGGUGUUCGAGACUAUGUUUGCGACUACCCUGGGUGUGAAAAGAGCUUUGUGAAUGGGGCACGACUUCGCCGUCAUGUCGCUACCCACGAUGGACAUGACAAGUACCGCUGUACAGAGUACCCACCUUGCAACGAGACAUUCCGGAAACACUCGACACUGCAAAAACAUAUUACGGUUGUGCAUUUGGGCGAAAAGCCUUUCCCAUGUCCCUACGUGGAUCCAACCACCAACGAGAAAUGCAAGAUGGCUUUUGACAAAGCUGGUAAUUUACGGACCCACCAGAGCAGAGUCCAUUCCGAGAAGCGAUUUACUUGUGCAGAAUGUGCCGAAAAGAUGGAAACCAAAUCAUCAGAUAUGGGCGACGACAAUGCAAGCCAGGAUGUAUCGUUCCCCUCGUAUGCCAGUUUACAAAGCCACAUUCGGAUUGUUCACCCUCCCAAAUGCCCCGAGUGUCCAUUAGUCUGCUCCACAGCACGGGGACUACGGCGCCACCUCGAGAUUGCCCAUGGCAACGUCACUCUCGAAGAACGAAAGAUAUUCCCCUGCACAGUCCCCGGCUGCGGACGCAGCUUCACCAAGCAAGGCAACUUGACUGUUCAUGUCCGCACCGUGCACGACGGCGAAAAACGGUUCGUCUGCGGCGAGACAGAUCUCUCAACCUCCAAGAAAGUAGACGGAUGGGACGGUGUCGGCUGCGGCAAGCGCUACGGCAACAAGUUGACACUCGAAGAUCACAUCCGCACUGCACACCUGGGACUCCCGAAUGCCAGGAAACGACGCCAAGAAAAGCUGAGCAAAAAGCCGGCACAGAAUACCGUUUCCACUCUUUCCGCGCUCACGGGCCAAGGCUACGCCGAGGAAACAGGACGCCAGAUCGCUUGCUUUUUCGCCGAGUCGUGCCCACACCGUUUCCAUCGCAACUACGAUUUGUGGGUACACAUGACUACUAAACAUCACUGCAAUGAGGACGAGGUGCAAAACCUCUUCAUGCAGCGCGCAUUGCUUACCGAUGAAUCCGGCCCUGGGGGUAACUCCAAUUCACUGGGUAUCUAUGGUCUUGGAUAUGAUCAGGAUGGCCAGUUCUACCACCAACAAUCAUACACAGCCGGAGAUCACUCGUCAGAUAUUGCUUUUGGGUCACAGUCGAACGAUUCGUCCUAUCUCCCUACGCAGCCAGGAUUGGAUUCUGAUUAUUUGAUGCAUGAUUUUCCAGCGAGUGCAGCCGGCGACAUUGAUUCUAUGAUACCCAGCCAUAACCAGAUGGCAUUGGUUGACCCUGUUGAUGGUUACCAUGCGAUGGAACAGUAA
Messenger RNA from Penicillium griseofulvum, 1707 nucleotides. Its product is annotated as C2H2-type zinc finger protein. Gene Ontology annotation, cellular component: nucleus. The record is from RefSeq and is a predicted model, not a curated record. The transcript has 2 exons. Gene Ontology annotation, biological process: regulation of transcription by RNA polymerase II. Lineage: Eukaryota; Fungi; Ascomycota; Eurotiomycetes; Eurotiales; Aspergillaceae. The coding region runs from base 1 to 1707 and encodes 568 amino acids. Gene Ontology annotation, molecular function: RNA polymerase II cis-regulatory region sequence-specific DNA binding; DNA-binding transcription factor activity, RNA polymerase II-specific.